Messenger RNA from Coffea arabica (coffee), 1047 nucleotides. RefSeq lists its product as uncharacterized. NCBI's taxonomy places the organism in Eukaryota, Viridiplantae, Streptophyta, Magnoliopsida, Gentianales, Rubiaceae. The record is from RefSeq and is a predicted model, not a curated record.
AUGAUCUUAAGGAACGGGAAGGAGAUUCAGGGGCCCGAACUUGCGACUUCAAAGGACAAGGAUGAGGAAAAGAUCGAGAAAGAGGUUGAAGAGGAGGACAGAAACAGUAAAAAUCAAGUAGUACUCCCUAACCUAAUCAUUGAGGUUAAAACUAAUUCGCCUCCCUUUUCUAGCAGGUUGGAGAAACCGAAAAAACAGGACAAGAAGAAAGAGAUUUUGGAGGUAUUCCACAAGGUGACAAUCAAUAUCCCUUUGUUGGAUGCGAUCAAGCAAGUGCUAAAAUACACUAAAUUCUUAAAAAACUUGUGCAUCAACAAGAAGGAGUUGAGGAGGGAUGAGCAUAUUGUGGUAGGUGAGAACGUUUUAGCGAUUUUACAAAGAAAACUACCACUUAAAUGCAGAGAUCCAGGUAUAUUUACUAUCCCCUGUAAGAUUGGACAUUCUAAGAUUAAAAAUGCCAUGCUCGAUUUAGGGGUUUCUAUUCAUGUAAUGCCUAAAUCAAUCUGUGAUUCCCUAAAUUUAGAACCUUUAAAAGAAACAGGGAUAAUAAUUCAAUUGGCUGAUCGUACAUUUGCUUAUUCGGAUGGGGUAGGUAAGGAUGUUUUAGUGCAAGUAGAUGGAUUAAUUUUUCCUGCUGAUUUUUAUGUGUUUUACAUGAAUGAUAGAAGUGCCCCAAAUCCAUCACCUUUGUUGUUAGGUAGAACCUUCUUGAGUAUUGCCCAGACUAAGAUUGAUAUUAGUAAGGGUACUCUAAUAAUGAAAUUUGAUGGAGAAAUAGUCUAUUUUAACAUUUUUGAUACAAUGGAACAUCCUGUUAACUCUCAUUCUGUGUUUGCCAUUCAUGCUACUAAUCCCUCUGUGCAAGAAUUUUCUGAAUUCGAUUGUAAGGAUAAAUUCAAAAUUGCUGCGAACAAGUAUCAUGGGAUGAAAGCACUUUAUGAGGUGAAAAAGAGUAGAAAAUUAAAAAAGAUGGUUGCAUUCAAUGACUAUUUGGAUCCCAGAGAAAUGUCGCUGAAUGCAAGAAAAUCUGAAUUACAUCCAGAUUGA